Messenger RNA from Radiomyces spectabilis, 1314 nucleotides. RefSeq lists its product as uncharacterized. The transcript has 9 exons. Gene Ontology annotation, biological process: mRNA alternative polyadenylation. NCBI's taxonomy places the organism in Eukaryota, Fungi, Mucoromycota, Mucoromycetes, Mucorales, Radiomycetaceae. Gene Ontology annotation, molecular function: mRNA binding. The record is from RefSeq and is a predicted model, not a curated record. Gene Ontology annotation, cellular component: mRNA cleavage and polyadenylation specificity factor complex. The coding region runs from base 189 to 1256 and encodes 355 amino acids.
CACAGGGAAAAGCCCAAAGAUUCAGAAGCUCAGAUUGCUGGCAUCGGUCCCUUUUCAUUCACACCUUUUUUCUCUACUGUUCUUUCGCUCUGUGCCGUAAUCAUUCCUUGCUAAGUUUUAUCCGUAAAAUAGGGCUUCUUUCUUUUUUCCCAUAAUCUCAUUAGUUGGCACUUGCACAUCAUAUUACUAUGGCGGACGAAUUUGAUAUUUACGGCGACGACACUUUCGACCAGACGGACGAUAUCCUAGAUGAGAUUGUCGGAGAACCUUCAGCAAGGGAAUCAAAGCGACGUAGAACAGCACAACCUCCUCCUCGUGGGGCCGACGAUGAUCUUUUCGACGAUUUUGGCGCUAACGUAAAGGAUGACAAGCCCCAGAAACAACACAACGGACGAGCAAACAGUGUACAGUCAGACGAUUACAAACACGAGUAUAAACACAAACCGCCACAUCACAUGCAUGAUGGUAGCCGAUCACAGGACGCCUCACCUCACAAAUCUCCAAUGUCUUUACCCCAUUCCUCCAGCAGUCAUCGUAGCUACGUAGAUCCCUUAUCCGCCAAACGCGAACCGUCACUGGCAUUGGCUAACUUGCGAAACGUGGUCAAUACACCUACCUCAUGCAUUUAUAUCGGUGAAUUGGCUUGGUAUAUUACGGACGAAGAUGUGAAGGCUCCUCUGAAUAAUGCAGGCAUCGGGGCAGAAAUGAAAGAACUGACCUUUUUCGAACAUAAAGUCAACGGCAAAUCACGAGGUGUGUGCUUUGCUGAAUUCACGAGCGCGGAAGCCGCUUCACAAGCCAAAGAGAUUUUGGAGACAACAGAGUUCGGUGGGAAACUUCCUGCCGUUAGUUUCACGACCUCUACCAAUCCUUUCAAACAUUUACCAAAAGAACCCGUGUCAAAGACUCAAAGAGUGCAGCAUACACCUCGUAUGAAUAAUUCGGUACCAAUGAUGGGAGCCAAUGGUGGCUUCAAUCCCAUGAUGGGAGGAUUUAAUCCUGGAUUUGGCGGUGCGAUGAAUAUGGCUUACGGUGGCUUCCCGAUGGCUCAAGCUGGAUAUGGUAUGAUGCAGCAGAAUGUCCGUGGACGUGGCGGCAUGCGUGGUGGCAAUCCAUACAUGAAUCGUGGGGCCAGUAUGAUGGGAAGAAGUGGUGGAAAUUACAUGAGCGAAGGAGCUGGCUUCGGUGGCGGCAUGUAUAUCAAUCCCGCCUUUUUCGAACAGCAACAAGGAGGCGGAGGUUUUGGUGCCCAAUAAAAUUACCAUGUUGAAUUUGCAAUCUCUUUUUUAGUAUACUGAAGAGGUAUCUGUAAGA